Phytophthora infestans T30-4 is the source of this 354-nucleotide messenger RNA. RefSeq lists its product as uncharacterized. The transcript has a single exon. Lineage: Eukaryota; Oomycota; Peronosporomycetes; Peronosporales; Peronosporaceae. The record is from RefSeq and is a predicted model, not a curated record. The coding region runs from base 1 to 354 and encodes 117 amino acids.
AUGGGUCUUCUACCUCCUCGUAACAAGUCCAAGCUACUCUUCAAGUCGCGCUCUAGCGCAACCAAACGCACCAAAGAGGAUGCGACGUCUUUGCCACACGAAGCCCAGAAACUAAAGACAAAGAUCCUGACCGCCCACCCAGAGCCGCUGCUUCGCUUCAGUGUAAGUCGCAUGCGCCAUGUUGUGGCCCAGCCACCAGUGGAAAUCCCGGCUGAUCUCCGCAAAAAGAACCUCGUGUCCAGCCGUGUAGCGGGCCACAACGUGCCACUCACGCGUAAGAUGUGGGACUACCAGAUAAAGCGAUACAAGAAAAGCAAACUCGACAUCAUUGGAGAAGGAAUCUACUACGGGUGA